CAAGCCAAAACUACCAAUUGAAGAAUGUCCUUCACCAGCAUAUGUGCUUAAAAUUGGACAUGUUUGUAAGUAAUUCACUUUACACUUUACCCUAAAUGUUUUGGUCGUGUGCGUAACAUACUCACGAAGAACGCAAGUCUUACGUAUAACAAAAUGGCGCCGACUUCCACAAUGCUAAACUGAACGCCUAGCAUAACAUCAGCAUGUCCCCCGUUUUCACAGACGGUAUAAUUGAACAAAUUAUACACUUGUAGAGCUAUUGUUCAAUAUUUGUGUUGUCAUGUAAACAAAUAAUACUCUUAAAAGGUUUCUUCCGGUUUGUCUUUUGCAUUGUUUGUAAGUAAAUAUGUUCAGUGUUCAGUUAAUAAUAAUGUCAAGAAGACAGGUAGCGAUUAUAUAUAAAUAUUACAAGUAUUAGCUACUAUCAAUUUUAAAAAAAGUAAAUAGUAGCAUUAGUAGUUUGCAUUGACCCAUUCAUAAUUUUUUGUACUGCUUUUCCACACUGGUUGCGGGUAUGCUGGAGCCAUCACAUUACUGAAAAUACCUCAAAAUGUUUUCAAAUAUUAGUUAGCAUUCAUGACUUGUUGAGCAAUUUAUGUCAAAAUGGUAGUUAGCCGUCCAUAUGACAAAAAACAAAAAUAUGCUUAUGUCCAAACUAAAUUUUUGUUUACGUUACAGUUUGUAAAAAUGACUCCACAUUCUCAUCAAUUCCCAAAAAUGUCCCAGCUUUUUCCAACUGAAUAUAUCCAAAAUACCUUGUCUAAGUUUCUGGAAAUUUACCAAAAUGCUCAAACACUUUUCAGCCCAACAGUACGUGUAAAUGGCUCUUUAAAUUGACACCAAAAUCCACAAAAACACCAAGCACCCCAAUGAAAAGGAUCCUUAUAAAGCAGCUUUGUGCAAAUGAGUGUUAUGAUCUGUGAUUCAACCCGCUGAUCUUUGAAUGUGACCCCCGUUGAUGUGUUUUGCUUGAUAACUUAAUUGGUGACACAACACCAGGCAGCUGUUUGCUCCUUAUAGUCAUGCAGAAAAUCCUCCAAAUGAGUGCGGGACAAUUCCCUCUUCAGAUGCAGUGUCACAGCAGCGUACAGUCCUGAGAGACAGUCUAUCCAGUGCUGUAAGGUCUCCCCCUGUGAGUGGCACCCUAAGGACACGCCCCCUUAACCACCAUGAAAACACAUAAGGACAAAGGGCAGACAAAGACAAGAAACAGGGUCACUGGGGAGCUGGAGGGUAUUCCCAGAUGGCUUUAGUCGAAAAACUACAAACUGGAUUGAUCACCUUUGAGCUGGAAAUGGGGGUACUUGAGGCUUAUCUUCAGGCAAGAGCACGACGCACUUGGACCUUCACGGGUCGAUAGGGAGCAACUCAUCAGAGAGGCGGAACACAAAUAGACAUCGAUGGCGGCCGCAGCACGCCGGCGGAUGAACAGGAAUGAUUUUCUAAGGCGAGGACAAAUAUGAGAAAAAAACAAUCACCAGACUCAAUAAGCGAGCUCGGUGGCAAGUGAUGGUGGUGUAGCUGUCUCUCUACUGGGAUAGACUCCAGCCUCCCUGACGUACAAUAGAAAACGAAUGGACGAACAGAUAGAUUGCGUCAUCACCUCUCUCAAGUAACAGGAGAUUCCUCUGAGGGCCGUGCUCAUUGCUGUUGGUGAGGGCAGCUGCAGGUGGAGAAAAGAGGAGGCACCUGGCGGCGGAUGCUCCAGACAGAUGUUAAAGUGCUUGAUCUGGUCGGGCUUGACGCGGCGCAGUGCAAUCCGCGACUCUCCGAUGAACUCAUUAUGUGUCAGCUUGUCUUCGUCACACACAGACACCCUGGCGUUGAGACAUGAAGGAUGAGAAAGGCUCCUGGCAGAAGGUGCAGCUUCACAUAAGGAUCGGACAAGCCGUUGAAAUCCAUUGGUUUCAAUCCCUUGCAGAGACACAGAAGGAUAUAAAAGUAUUCAGCAUUGGAAGACAGGGUUGGAUAAAGGAGAUUGAUUUCCUGUGGCCACCCCUGAAGGGACAAGCCCAAAGAGAAAGAAGAAGUAAUCAUCAGCACAACAGCUGCUACAGUGGAGCACUACAAGGCGGCCAUGUUGCUGAGUGGAUCAGGUGAUGCUCUGGGCUACCGGAAGCAGCUAUGGGAGUACAACGAGUCAGGACCUGAUAUUCAUAAGGAACUUAAAGAUCUUGGCGGGUUAAAGAACAUUAAAGCCGAACUCCCUGAUUGGCCAGUAAGCGACGACACCGUCCUCCAUCUUGCCACGGCGGAGGGUCUCGCCACGGGGAAGACAGGGGAGGAACUUCUUCACGAGGUGGCUGCUCGCUACGUGGAGGGCAUGAAUGAUAUGGAAGGGAGGAAACCAGGACCUUCUAGCAUUCUGGGAGUGUCCCAACUGAGGCCUGGUGAGGAGGGGGGGUACAGAGUUCCAUAUAACCCUGAAGGCACCGGCUGUGGAGCCGCCAUGAGAUCAAUGUGCAUUGGUCUGAGAUAUCCAAAGCCUGACCAGUUGCUGACCUUGGUGGCGGUCGCCGUGGAGACAGGUAGAAUGACCCACCCUCACCCCACGGGCUUCCUAGGUGCCGUCGCCUCAGCACUUUUCGCCGCCUACGCCAUCCAACGGCGGCCAAUCACAACUUGGGGUUUGGGCUUGAUCAACGAGGCCUGUCCAAUCGCGAGGAGCUUUGUUCAGCGUCGAGGCUUCGCCGUGGAGGAGGUGGAGAAGGAUUGGAGUUACUUCUGCGACAAGUGGCAGUGGUAUAUGGACACAAGGGGUAUCUCUAACGGGGUGGGCCCCGUAAUUUGGCCGUCUUUGUAUGGCCCGGCUGAACGGGACGAGGCGUACAAGGGUUUCAGCCUGGCAGGGUGGGCAGGCCGCAGCGGUCACGACGCUCCCAUGAUUGCAUUGGACGCCCUGCUGGGGGCAGGAUCAGACUGGGAGGAGCUGAUGAGCAGGGCGGGCUUCCAUGGAGGUGACAGUGACAGCACUGCUGUGAUCGCCUGCUGCUGUUGGGGUCUUCUCUACGGCACCAAGGGGGUCCCUGAAGGCAACUACAGCAACCUGGAGUAUCGGGAUCGACUGGAGCGAAGUGGAGAGAUGCUCUACACCCUGUCACACUGAGGUGCCCCGACACUGACAUGGAAACAGGCCACAUGCUGACAUAGGACGAGUGGGGAGGGAGUGUGUGUGUGUGUGUGCUAUAUUUGCCUGAAGGGGACACAAUGUCCCACUGACCCACAGAGGAGUCACAACAAGGACAAGUGUCACAUGUUUUCACGGUGGCUGCUAAAGGGAGACCCCUAGUGACCAUUUGAAAUAAUUACUAUUGUUCUGGAGUGGAACCAAUCAAGCUAAUGAGAACACUGGGUUGUAAUUACAUGGUUUUGUGCAAAAAUGACAAAUUGUGAAUACUAUUUUCCUGAAGUGUCACUGCCACAUUAAACUACAUAAUUCACUAUAAGAACACAAUGUUGUAGUUAAGUUGAAAACUUUAUUUUUUGGUCAUUAUGUUUUAAAUUUUUUUUUGUCUUGUCCAUUUUUUGUAUUUUAUUUUAUUUGACUAAAGAAGAGAAGAGUGAUUUUGAACUACCGGGGUCGAGUUAAAAGAAACGAUUUGUUAAAACCCCCCACCCUCUCCUCUUCAAAUCCCUCCUGUCAUGCAUCAGAGUCCUGUUUCUUGCUGUCAACAAACCUCUUCAAGCACUUGGCUGAUUCCCCUUGGACAACUCCGAGUUGGCAAGGUGCCCCAUGCUUCUGAGAAAAGGAAAAAAAAGUUGAAGAGAAGAGAAGGAUUGUUGUUCUGCCAUCAUCUGUUUUUCUUAAAAAAAAAUGUCCUCCUCUUCUGGGGCCAAAACAGCAACAGAAGAUAAAAAGGUGCUAUGAGACUUUAGUCCGGUCCCCGCUGCACUUUUUCUGUCAGUCUUGUUUUUAUAUGUUCAGUCACGUCUCAUUUCUAGGAGGAUGAGGAUCGGACAAGUCUAGUUUCCAGGUGGAUGGAAGGUGGCGGGAUGUGUCUGGACCUGCAUUGCUGUGAGCAGUAAAAAAAAAAAAAGAUGUUGGGAUUCAGACAUUGUGAGCCGUACGUUUGACAGGUGUUUCCUACCUGGAGGAUGGCCUAUGUAAAAGUGUUGGUGUGUUCCUUGCUGUGGGCCGUGCUGCGGGUGCUGGGGGACCGAGCCGGGUCCCUGCUGAGGGGGAGGCUGGAGCAUGACUAACUGGGGUUGACCGUGGCUCCCUGAAUGGUGGGGACCUGACAUGGCUCCUUGUACGUGGGCCUGACGGAGGGAUACGCAAAACAGUGUCAUGUACAAUUGACUAUUUGACUGACAAGGCACUCAAACGCAAGUUUCAAGUUGCUGAUUUUCAUUAGGAAUAUUAUAUUAUUAAUAUUAUUAAUAUUAGUCUUAUUUACAGUAUGCAUUUAUCAAUAAUCAUUUUCAAAUGCUGAUAUAUCAAAUCUGAAUAAUUUCUUGAAAAAAAACGACAUACCAAGGCUACUUUCAAAUGUUGAAUAAAGUUUUUUUAAAUAACUAUUGUAAAUGAAAGUAAAUAAUUAGAGAAAGUAAAUGUUACCUGUGCGAGCUGACCCAGGGGGUAUGUGGGUGGGAUGCCCUGGUGGCCAUGGAUGCUGUAUCCCUGAAUGGGGUAGGAGCCCUGUGGG
Doryrhamphus excisus (bluestripe pipefish) is the source of this 4646-nucleotide messenger RNA. Lineage: Eukaryota; Metazoa; Chordata; Actinopteri; Syngnathiformes; Syngnathidae. The record is from RefSeq and is a predicted model, not a curated record.